Molecule: messenger RNA, 4807 nt
Organism: Bicyclus anynana (squinting bush brown)
Lineage: Eukaryota; Metazoa; Arthropoda; Insecta; Lepidoptera; Nymphalidae
Gene: Nna1
Product: cytosolic carboxypeptidase 2-like
Exons: 17
Coding region: 266-3361 (1031 amino acids)
Biological process (GO): proteolysis
Molecular function (GO): zinc ion binding; metallocarboxypeptidase activity
Source: RefSeq, a predicted model, not a curated record
AUCACUUGAUAAAGCAGUAAGCGAUCGAAGCAUGCCAUCAGUAGGGUUUUCGUCUCUGAAUCACAAUAAACUUUUGUAGCACGAAAACCUCAGUUUGCUUCCGUGCGCCGAUACACUCGCCAGUUUACACGAAAAAUCCGUUUAUCAAUAUCAAUCCAAAUAAAUUCGCAGCCAUGGUGACAGGUUAUUUAAUAAUGCAUAUAAACGCGACGACGAUAACGUAACAAAUAAACUAAAAUAACGAUAUUAGGGGAACGUACCAAAAAUGCUAUGGUGGAAACAACUGGAAUGUGUAAAAUAUAACGUUAUGAUGUUGGAACAAGAGGAACAACGAAGGGACUACCUAGAUAACACCACAGUUACGUUGACACUCCCUACCAGGGAUCCGGUAUUGCAAGAUAACUUAUUGAUAGCGAAUAUAGAUCAAGUGAAAACUUUGCAAGCUUCACUCUUUCCUGUAUGCAAUAAAGGGACAUUCAUAUCUAAUUUUCUUCACAACAACAUUAAAACCAAUCAAUUGGAAAUAAACACUGACAUAAAAACUUUCAAGACCACAGCAAAACUUCGAGAGCCGCGAGACUUGUUUGCUCUUCCAAAAGAGCUUGAUUGCCCGCAACAAGCGCCGAGAUGGCCGUCAGAAUGUCAGGUUGUAGAGGAAAGAAUACAACAUAUAAUGUGGAGUCCGGCAUCGCCCGAGCCUUAUUACGUGUCAACGGGAAAGGAGUUGAAGCCUCAACCAGUUGGAGAAGAGGCUGGCACGGUGAUUUUCCAGUACUAUCCCAUGAGUGCAGUGAACUAUUUUAGUCGGUCUUCAGUAGGCGGGUCCCGUUUAUAUCUCUCAGCGUGUACCAGUGCUGGAGGAGACGAUGAACUGCGAUUCGAAUCACGCUUCGAAAGCGGCAAUUUGGCGAAGGCAAUUAAAAUUACGUCCGCUUACUAUGAACUUCACCUCCGCACCGAUAUAUACACCAACAGACAUAUGCAAUGGUUUUACUUCAGGGUUACCAACACUAAAAAGCAAAUGAUGUACAGAUUUUCUAUAGUAAAUCUUUCAAAACCUGAAAGUCUGUACAAUGAAGGUAUGCGACCUUUAUUAUACUCGACGAAGGACGCUCAGCUACAUUCGAUCGGUUGGCGACGUUGCGGAGAUAACAUCGCUUACUACAAAAAUGACUCAACGUGUGAAGAGGAAGAGCAAUAUCCAAGCUACACUUUAACAUUCAACAUUGAGUUCCCGCAUACAGAUGAUGCUGUAUACAUAGCACAUUGUUACCCAUACACAUAUUCAGAUUUACAAGAAUAUUUAUCACGGCUGCAAGCACAUCCAGUCAAAUCGAUGUACUCAAAACUGCGGCUGCUAUGUCGGACUUUAGCCGGAAACAAUGUAUAUUACUUGACAAUCACUGCUCCGCAAAACUGUAGCGAUAUGGAACCAAAAAAGAAGAAGGCAGUAAUAAUAACAGCUCGAGUACAUCCAGGGGAAAGCCCUUCUUCGUGGAUGAUGAAAGGAUUUAUGGACUAUUUGACUGGAGAUACGAAUCAAGCUCGGGAACUAAGAGAGAAAUUCAUAUUCAAACUUGUUCCUAUGCUAAAUCCCGAUGGAGUCAUUGUCGGCAAUAACCGUUGCUCUCUGACCGGAAAAGAUCUUAAUAGACAAUAUCGAACAGUAAUAAGAGAAACUUAUCCCCCUGUGUGGCAUACCAAAGUAAUGAUACGAAGGUUACAGGAAGAGUGUGGGGUGGCAAUGUUUGUGGAUUUACAUGCGCACUCGAGGAAACAUAAUGUAUUUAUUUACGGAUGUGAAAGCAGAAAAAAUUCCGAAAAACGUUUGCAAGAACAAGUUUUUCCUUUGAUGCUACAUAAAAAUGCAGCUGACAAGUUUUCAUUUGAAAAUUGCAAAUUUCGAAUUCAACGCAGCAAAGAAGGCACAGCCAGAGUUGUUAUAUGGAUGUUAGGAGUUGCUAAUAGUUACACAAUGGAAGCAUCGUUUGGAGGAUCAGAAUUAGGUAGUAGAAUGUCAACACAUUUCUCCGCUCAAGAUUACGAAAGCCUAGGUCGAACAUUUUGUGAAACUCUCCUUGACUUUUAUGAUGAAGACCCAAGUAAAGAAAAAUUAAGAACGAAAAUAGUAACUCGUCUACUGAAAGAGGGAUCAAACGCUGAUGAACCAACAAAUAUUGAUCUAUCAGAUUAUUCAAGUGAUGAAGGGGAUACAUCUAGCAGCAGCUCAGAAGCUGGUCCUCCAAGAGAGCGUGCGAGUAAAACUCAACUUGCUCCACCGCCGUCACCUAUUCUACCCGAUAUUAACACAGAUUUUAAACCCAGAAAACAAAGACUUAUACUCGAAAAAAUAAAUAGGGUAGAGAAGAAAAAAACAAAAAGGGAAACUUUACAGGUUUCGAGAGCAACAAUAGACUUGACUUCUGAUGCUAUGACAGACGCAUCGUCCGAUUGUGAUUCUUUUGAAGAAAAUAUCAGUCCUGUAAGGAGAGUACGGAAAAUGUUACACAGUUCCGGAAAACAAAAACCACGUAGAAAAAAGAAAAUGCCGCCAGAACUCAAAAUUAUUCCAGUUCCAACAAGUGAUUCGCCAUUUAACUCAGAUCGUGAAAGAAAAUAUACAAAAGGGAGUAGACCAAGAAGUGUCUCUAUGAUAACUGAACCACUAAAUAGACCCAAAUUGAAACCAGCUUCAUGGCAUCAAUUUCAUCAAUUACCACCUUCUAAGGGCCUAUCAGAAAUAAAAAGCCGGAAUAAUCCAUCUGAAUUACAAGUGAAAUUAAAUUUGUUAAAGAAAAACAUUUGGACUGGAGUACAAAAUGAAGAGAAAGAGCCUCUGUCAUGGGGAAUUUCGAGUUUUGCUAUGAAUUCUUAUUUUACAGACAGCGAAGCCUUACUCAGAUCAUGUUCUAAAAAGUUAGAAGAAUUAGAAGAUGAACGGAAAAGAAGUAAAGAUGAGAAAAAGAAAAAGAAACUAAAGACAAAGAAGAUUUCUGUAAAAGUGCCAAAUGCUGAAGAAGUUAUAGAACCUAUCAAUAAAACAUCAAAAUCAAACAAGAAAAAGGGAAAGUUAAAACAUGCAAAAUCAGAAAGUAUAUCGCAUAUGAACAGUACUAGUUUUACAGACAUACCUAGGAAUACUCAACCACAAAAUAGGCAAGCCAAAUCAGCGUUCAGGAAAGGUGCAUAUGUGGCCACUGCAAUUCAAACAAAGAAAAAUAAUCAGAAAACAAAUACAAUAAUAUCAGAAAAUUCAGAUUCAGAUGCAUCUGUGCAAAUCACAAAAAAAGUUAAGAAAAAGACCAAGGUAUCUAGGAACAAACUACAGAAAGCAGCUACUGAAAAUAGACAGAAAUUCUAAGAAUCAUAAUUGUUACAAUUAUGUAUCAUUAAUAUAAUUUAAGCAAUAAUUAUUUUACCCAUAAUAUUUCAGGACCUUGUAGCAUGACUGAUAUAUUUAUACUAACAUAAGCAUUUUUUUAAUUUGAGUAGUUUUUUCUACUCAAUUUUAAUAGAAUUCUUCCUGUAGUGUUCAUGUAGACUUUUAAGUUUACUGUUACAUAGUUAUAACACAUUUUAGGUAUUCUGUACAUUGCCUAGGUAUUGCAUAGAAUACCUAAAAUACUUGUAUAUGAUCAUAACAAAAAAUUGUUACAACACUGCCUCUUAUAUUUAUGUUAGUUGUUGUGAAAUAAUCAAGGUUGUAAUUUAAUCACAUUGUUAAUCUGCUUAGACUGACUUAAUUGCUUAUUAAAACAAAACAUUAAUUUGAAAAUUUAAAUAAUUUUAAGUAAAGAAGUAUGACCACAAAGAUGUUCCUGAUUGUAUUUUUAUGAUAGUAGUAAUAAUUUUUUAGAAGAAGUUCUAUUUGUGACAGAACUUGUCUGGAGAAGUACUAAGUACAUUGGCCAUGCUUGUUUCUACCGCCAAGCAGUUGGUGUGUUCCGGUUUGAGGGCAUGAUUGUCAGUGUUAUUAAAGGCACAUGAAGCUACACCUACACCUACACCUAAGGUUGGCUUAUGCCAACAUUAUGGCUGUCCUUUGGUGAAUGUGUUCCUUGCAAGCCCUUUGAAGUGUUACGCUUUAAACAAGAGCCCAUUUUUCACUUAAUAUAAAGAGGGCUAUCUGCUUGACCUACAAAUUUUACUUUAAAAAAUAAGCAUUGUUCUUAUGAUAUCAUCACCUUAGCAGCCAAUGUAAGUCCACUGCAGGACAUAUGUCUUUUGUAGACCUGGGACCUUUAAACAUCACAAUCCUGAGCCUCUUGCUUUCAGAGAAUCACUGCAACUCGCUUGAUGUUGUCAGUCCACCUGGUCAGACGUCAACCUGCACUGCACUUCCUAGAGUGGUUUAGCCAAGUUUAUCAGCUCUUCAUAUUGUGUGCCCUGCCCAUUGCCACUUGUCCAGAACCAAUGUCAGUGACUUUGAUUCUUCUGCCAAAUAAACUCGGUCACAAGUAUGUUCUCUUGAAAAAUAUUGUAAGUUUUCAAUUAUUUAUUUUUAUUGAGCAUACAGUGGUUGUGACUAAUGGAUGCAAUACUUAGUGUUCAUGUACCAUAUUUAUGUUGAUAGUAGAAGAUUUGAAACUGUAUGUGCAGUGUAUACAAAUUUCUUGUUUCCUAGAUUACAAAGCACACUUUAUACAACUUUAUAAUUUAAUGUAAUAAGAAUUUAACUGCUUUGUUUUAAUAAAACUGUUUAUAUUAUAAAGUAAAUCUGUUAUUUAAAAUUUUCAUUCUAGAUAAACCUCAUCAAUUGGUUAAUUUUAUUUCUUCUUGACCCAGUUAGUAAGAUAACUCAGGUACU